This is a messenger RNA of Phaedon cochleariae (mustard beetle), 1383 nucleotides long. The record is from the annotation of a GenBank genome assembly. NCBI's taxonomy places the organism in Eukaryota, Metazoa, Arthropoda, Insecta, Coleoptera, Chrysomelidae.
AUGUCUAGUAUAUUGCAACCUGUAGAUGUGAAUAUUGGAAGAUCACCAGCACGGAAACGUGCACGAUAUGAUGAAGAUGUCGAUGAACUGGACAAAAACGAUAGAUGGAGUUUGAAUAGAAGUGAGGUUGUUCUACAUGAAGUUUUUGAUCAUGGAGUUGGACGUUUGGAUUGUGAUCCAGAUGAUAUUCUCACUGAUGAUGAUACAAUAUUUAAUAAAGAUGAGCCAGGAGCUAUUGACGUCUCCUGUGUUUCUAUGACACCAAAUACUAGAGAUAAGCAACUGACUGUGUUAGAAUCUACUUUAACAAAGGAAUCUUUAGAUAAAUUAACUCUAGGAGAAUGGGAUGCUAUCUUGGUAAAAAAGCCAAUGAUUCGUCCAACUGACAAAACAAAUUAUUUCAAUAUGCUCUCAGAUGAAGUGAUCCUCCACAUUUUAAGGUGGUUGCCUAAAAUACACCUCAUGGAUAUUUCUUUAGUAUGUAGAAGAUUCCACAGACUGACCCAGGAUGAGAGCCUUUGGACUAGAAUGGAUGUAUCCAAUAGGCAUCUGUACCCUGGAGAAUUAGGAAAAAUAAUUAGCAAACAAGUCAUUAUUCUUAGACUGGCUAGAUCUGAGAUUUCUCAUCCUAUAAUUUUACCAGGAGUGAAAGCAGCUCUGCCAGAAUUCAGAUCUCGACUGCUCUACCUUGAUUUGAGCAUGUCCUUCAUUUCACCACAGAGCCUCACAAUACUUUUCAGUAUGUGUAGACGUUUGAAGAAAUUAAGCCUUGAAAAUGUACCUGUCAAUGAUGAUGUCCUGAUAGCUCUAUCAGCCAAUAAGGAUAUUGAAGUUGUGAAUUUUGCUAUGGUCACUGGUAUGAUGGAUGAUGGGCUACAUUACUUUCUUAAGAAUUGCAGAAAAAUCAGAGAAUUGAAUCUGGCUUGGACCUACUUAAAUGCCUCCAGUAUUGAAUAUGUUUGUCAAAAUCUACCACCCACUAUGGACAGGCUAAAUUUUUCUGGUUGCAGAAAAUUGUUGACUAAUAAUAAUAUUACUGACCUAGUUGCUAGCUGUCCAAGACUAAGAGAAUUAGACCUGUCAGAUUGUACUUCCAUAACUGGAGAUGCAGUCAGGCAAUUAGUAGUCUUAGAAGACCUAAAUUUUUUGGCUCUAUCUAGGUGUUAUCUGAUAACUUAUAAAUCAUUACUAUUCCUCAAGAAACUAUUCAACCUUUCCUAUCUCGACAUCCAUGGUGGCUACGUAGAUAUAGACGAAUUAAGACUGGUGCAGGAGGGUUUAGGAGCUAGAGUUCAAAUCAACAAGUUCAAAUUUAGUUCCGUAGCUAGGCCUACCGUUGGUAUGAGGAGAACCAGUAUUUGGAAUAUGAGAGUUCGCGACUGA